CUAACUCGCUUAUUAGCACACAACAGGGGUAGAUCUCGGAUCUGAGAGCAUUUCAUUUCGCUACAUGCCCCUGCUCUCAUAAGAAUGAACUAUUAUUAGAUUCCAUUGAUUCGAAUGGUCUCUUGCGCUCUCCUGCACCCCGACUCUGUUUGAUCAUUCAAUUUCACUGCAAUUCACUGUCUCCUCCUCAGAUCUGAUCGCUACAAGCUGUGUUAUCAGGAAACAAACAAGAGAUGGAGAAAUCUUGUACUCUGCUUGUUCACUUCGACAAAGGGACACCAGCAAUUGCCAAUGAGAUCAAAGAAGCACUUGAAGGCAAUGAUGUGCCAGCAAAGGUAGAUGCUAUGAAGAAGGCAAUCAGUCUUUUGCUGAAUGGUGAAACACUUCCCCAGCUUUUCAUUACGAUCGUUAGAUAUGUUUUGCCUUCAGAGGACCACACAAUCCAAAAACUGUUGCUUCUGUACUUGGAGAUCAUUGACAAAACUGAUGCCAAAGGUCGGGUGCUGCCUGAAAUGAUCUUGAUAUGCCAAAACUUGAGAAACAACCUUCAGCAUCCAAACGAAUACAUUCGUGGGGUGACAUUGAGGUUUUUGUGCCGCUUGAAUGAAACAGAAAUAGUUGAGCCAUUGAUCCCUUCAGUUCUGCAAAAUCUGGAGCAUCGACAUCCAUUUAUCAGGAGGAAUGCUAUAUUAGCUGUGAUGUCAAUACAUAAGCUUCCCCAGGGUGAGCAACUUUUGGUUGAUGCCCCUGAAAUGAUUGAGAAGGUUCUUUCAACUGAGCAGGACCAAUCUGCUAAGAGGAAUGCGUUUCUCAUGCUUUUCACAUGUGCACAGGAUCGAGCCAUUAAUUAUCUCUUGAGCAAUGUCGAUAGGGUUUCUGAAUGGGGUGAAUCACUUCAGAUGGUUGUGUUGGAGUUGAUUCGAAAGGUGUGCAGAACAAAUCGCGGUGAGAAGGGCAAGUACAUUAAGAUCAUUAUAUCUUUGUUAAAUGCCCCUUCUACUGCAGUUAUUUAUGAAUGUGCUGGGACACUUGUUUCUCUGUCAUCUGCCCCUACUGCUAUUAGAAGUGCUGCUGGAACAUAUUGUCAACUUCUUUUGUCUCAGAGUGAUAACAAUGUGAAGCUUAUUGUGCUUGAUCGGCUGAAUGAACUCAAAGCAUCUCAUAGAGAUAUCAUGGUGGAUCUAAUUAUGGAUGUGCUUAGGGCACUCUCCAGCCCAAAUCUUGACAUUCGGAGGAAGACACUUGAUAUUGUCCUUGAGUUGAUCACGCCACGGAACAUCAAUGAGGUUGUUCUUAUGUUGAAGAAGGAAGUUGUUAAGACUCAGAAUGGAGAACUUGAGAAGAAUGGGGAGUACAGACAAAUGCUUAUUCAAGCUAUUCAUUCUUGUGCUAUUAAGUUCCCAGAAGUUGCCAGCACAGUGGUUCAUCUAUUGAUGGAUUUCCUUGGAGAUAGCAAUGUUGCUUCAGCUAUUGAUGUGGUUGUUUUCGUUCGUGAGAUAAUAGAAACUAAUCCUAAACUAAGGGUUUCCAUAAUAACUAGGCUGUUGGACACUUUCUACCAAAUCCGAGCAGCAAGAGUCUGCUCUUGUGCUCUUUGGAUUAUUGGAGAAUAUUGCCUAUCUCUUUCUGAAGUUGAGAAUGGCAUAGCUACCAUCAAGCAGUGCCUGGGGGAGUUGCCUUUUUAUUCAGUUUCAGAAGAAGGUGAAGCACCAGAUGCUUCAAAGAAGCCUCCACAGGCAAAUUUCAUUACUGUUUCUUCCAGGAGACCAGCAAUUCUUGCUGAUGGGACAUAUGCAACACAGAGUGCUGCUUCAGAAACUGCGUUUUCUCCUCCUACCAUUGUUCAGGGAACACUCUCUUCAGGGAAUUUAAGAUCCCUUCUCCUCACUGGUGAUUUCUUCCUUGGAGCAGUUGUUGCGUGCACUCUGACAAAGCUUGUCCUCCGAUUGGAAGAGGUGCAGCCCUCUAAAGUUGAGGUUAACAAGGCAUCCACACAGGCGCUGCUGGUUAUGGUUUCUAUGCUACAAUUAGGACAAUCAUCAGUUUUAUCCCACCCAAUUGAUAAUGAUUCUUAUGAUAGGAUUCUACUCUGCAUAAGAUUACUAUGCAAUACUGGUGAUGAGAUCAGAAAGAUAUGGUUGCAGUCUUGCCGUCAGAGUUUUGUAAAAAUGCUUUCAGAGAAACAAUUGAGGGAAACCGAGGAAUUAAAAGCAAAAGCUCAGGUUUCUCAUGCACAACCAGAUGAUCUGAUUGAUUUCUACCAUUUGAAGAGCAGGAAGGGUAUGAGUCAGCUGGAGUUGGAAGAUGAAGUUCAAGAUGAUUUGAAACGUGCAACUGGAGAGUUUAUCAAGGAUGGGGAUGACGCAAACAAGCUUAACCGCAUCCUUCAACUCACUGGAUUUAGUGACCCUGUCUAUGCUGAGGCAUAUGUGACAGUUCAUCACUAUGAUAUUGUACUUGAUGUCACAGUUAUCAACCGGACAAAGGAAACUCUUCAGAAUUUGUGCUUGGAGUUAGCAACUAUGGGUGAUCUUAAACUUGUUGAGCGUCCUCAGAAUUACACGCUUGCUCCUGAAUCAAGCAAGCAAAUAAAGGCAAAUAUCAAGGUGUCCUCAACUGAAACUGGUGUAAUUUUUGGGAACAUUGUUUAUGAGACAUCAAAUGUGCUUGAGCGGACAGUUGUUGUCCUUAAUGACAUUCACAUCGAUAUUAUGGACUACAUCUCUCCUGCAGUUUGUACAGAUGCUGCUUUUAGAACAAUGUGGGCAGAGUUUGAAUGGGAAAACAAGGUUGCUGUUAAUACAAUAAUUCAAAAUGAGAAGGAAUUCCUCGACCAUAUUAUCAUGUCGACCAACAUGAAGUGUCUCACUGCACCAUCUGCACUAGAUGGUGAAUGCGGAUUUCUAGCUGCUAACUUGUAUGCGAAAAGUGUUUUCGGUGAGGAUGCUCUGGUAAAUGUAAGCAUUGAGAAACAGGCAGAUGGGAAGCUUAGUGGAUACAUCAGGAUAAGGAGCAAAACCCAGGGAAUUGCUCUGAGUCUGGGGGAUAAGAUUACUCUCAAGCAGAAGGGAGGCAGUUAAUUUCAGACAUGAACAUUAUCAUUUCCAAUCACACUGGUAUUGAUAUCAGUUACUGGCUUGCUUGCUAAUUGCAACAUCAGGCAUCUUUUCAGAUUGGAACCUUUGUAAGUUAAAUAAGGUUUUCCUGAAUCUUUAUCAACUAAUGCAGGUGUUCGAGACUGGAUCAGAAAUAUUGUCUAGCUAUUUUGUUGUUCUCUUUUUGUACCUAGCGAGUAGUGCUGCUAUGCUGGAAGUGGCUAAAUUGCGGAUUUUCAGUUGAACAGGAUUUUUCCCUUGAUUCUUUUUUCUUUAUAGCAUUAAAUUUUAAGCUUACUUUGUAGAUGAGAAUGUUACUGAAGAACAAAUUAUAUAAUUUUUGAGCAUUGCGACUUUUUUUCCCCC
Messenger RNA from Manihot esculenta (cassava), 3461 nucleotides. RefSeq names its product coatomer subunit beta-1. Gene Ontology annotation, biological process: intra-Golgi vesicle-mediated transport; endoplasmic reticulum to Golgi vesicle-mediated transport; intracellular protein transport. NCBI's taxonomy places the organism in Eukaryota, Viridiplantae, Streptophyta, Magnoliopsida, Malpighiales, Euphorbiaceae. The coding region runs from base 234 to 3080 and encodes 948 amino acids. Gene Ontology annotation, molecular function: structural molecule activity. Gene Ontology annotation, cellular component: COPI vesicle coat; cytoplasm. The transcript has 5 exons. The record is from RefSeq and is a predicted model, not a curated record.